AAAUAAUACUGUAGUUAAUUGAGUUACCAAUGAUUUUAAAAUCACCUCAAAAAGGAUCACAAUUAUAUGUUCAAUGACUUCAAGUAUAAUAAAUUUAUUAUUAAUUAUAAGAUAUUAGUUUGUAGUUUCAGUGAUUAACAUUUAAUGUUAAAAUUUAUAUAAAUUUGAAGUGUUUUUUGGGGGAUAAAAAUCUCGUUUCAAUUACUUUAUUGAAUUUAAUGAUCGUAUGAUUACAUACUGUAUAUGUUGUAUAUAUCACCGCUAAUGACAUUGUUGUGAAAACCGGAACCAAUGGAUUCAAAUACAACACAGAUGCCAAAUAAGCCUAAAAAGGAUAAAGUUGUCGUCAAAAACAACACCAUAACCACCACUACUACUACUACUACCACUACAACCAACAACAACAACAAUAAUAACAAUAGAGACCAAAACCAGAAGGAAAAUAACGACAACACCAACGAUGAGGUUGAGAUGAAGAAUAAUAAUAGUUAUGUGAAUGAAACCAAUUUGAAGGUCUGUCCCAAUAGUCUGAACACAAGUCAGGUCAACAGCCAAAAACCGAAAGGAUAUUCGGGUGUUUCGCCGACAUUGAAGACCGCGCGCCGACAGUCAUCGUCCAGGUUUAACAUCAGCCAGAAUCGUGAACUACAGAAACUACCGGCGCUUAAGGACGCCUCAGUCCAGGAACGGGAAGAACUGUUUAUUCAGAAACUAAAACAAUGCUGUGUUUUGUUUGAUUUUUUAACUGAUCCUUUAAGUGAUCUUAAAUGGAAGGAAGUUAAGAGGGCCGCUCUUCAUGAGCUCGUCGAGUAUAUUAUGACACAGAGGAAUGUGAUCACUGAAAACAUUUAUCCGGAAGUGGUAGCAAUGUUUUCAAUAAAUGUCUUCCGGACGCUUCCUCCGUCAUCCAACCCAAUGGGUGCUGAGUUUGAUCCCGAAGAGGAUGAGCCGACAUUGGAGGCCGCGUGGCCGCACUUGCAAUUGGUUUACGAGUUUUUUCUGCGAUUCUUGGAGUCACCAGAUUUCCAGCCAAAUCUUGCCAAACGACACAUCGAACAGAAGUUUGUUAUUCAGUUAUUGGAUUUGUUUGAUAGCGAAGAUCCGCGAGAACGAGAUCUUUUGAAAACAACAUUACAUCGAAUUUAUGGCAAAUUUUUGGGAUUGAGGGCAUAUAUUAGGAAACAAAUUAAUAAUAUAUUUUAUCGAUUUAUUUACGAAACGGAACGCCAUAACGGUGUGGCCGAACUGCUUGAAAUUCUAGGCAGUAUUAUAAAUGGGUUUGCAUUACCCCUUAAGGACGAACACAAAAAUUUUCUACUUAAAGUACUAAUGCCUUUACACAAAGUCAAGUCGUUAAGUGUAUAUCACCCACAACUGGCCUAUUGUGUCGUCCAAUUUCUCGAAAAAGAUCCGAGUCUUACAGAAAGAGUAAUCAUAAAUCUAUUAAAAUUCUGGCCAAAAGUUCACAGUCCUAAAGAAGUUAUGUUUUUAAACGAAUUGGAAGAGAUAUUGGAUGUGAUAGAACCGGCAGAGUUCCAGAAAGUGAUGUCACCAUUGUUUCGACAACUGACCAAAUGUGUGUCGUCUCCACACUUUCAAGUGGCUGAACGGGCCCUCUAUUACUGGAAUAAUGAGUACAUAAUGAGUUUGAUUACCGACAACGCUACUGUUAUUUUACCGAUUAUGUUUCCCGCGCUGUACCGCAACUCCAAGACUCACUGGAAUAAAACUAUUCACGGAUUAAUAUAUAAUGCAUUGAAAUUAUUUAUGGAAAUGAAUCAAAGAUUAUUUGAUGAAUGCGUUCAAAAUUAUAAACACGAGAGACAAAUUGAAAAAACUAAAUUGAAGGAUCGAGACGAGGCUUGGAUUAAACUCAAUACAUUAGCUCAAAGUAAUCCUAAUUUUAUUGAAUUGAGACAAAGAGGGGGACAAAUCAAUCUUAAUCUGAAUUACGCAAUGAAUUUGCAAAAUGAUAUCCUUUCGCCUAAUGAUGACUACGAAGACAUUUCUUAUGAAAAGUUUGAAACUGAAGCUAAAGAAGCUAAAAAGAACUUAAAGAAAGAGAAACCAUUGUUAAGACGUAAAUCAGAGCUUUUCUCUCCCGAUCCACAACUUCUGACACAUAAAAGUCACGAUCAGUUUCUCGUUAUUCAAACUGAAGCCACCAAUAGUUGAGAUAAUAUUAAAAGUAAACAUCGAAAAUACAUUAAAUGCAUUUUUGUUAUUAAAUUAAAACAAUUUAUUUAUCAUUAUAUUUAAUGUUUAUGAUUUACCACUUUGUUAUAUAUAUAUUAUAUCUUAUAUAAUUUAUUGCCAUAAACAUGAGUUACAGAUAAAUAACUUGAGAUUUGCUGCUAUUAUUUUAAAGUUAUUUUAAUUAUUAUUUUCAAACCAAACAAAAAAUUAUACAUACGAAUUAUGUAUAAUGAGUGCCUAAUAUUUGUAAUUUAAUUGUAUUUAUUUUGUUGAUAUAUUUCAAAUACAU
This is a messenger RNA of Oppia nitens, 2485 nucleotides long. RefSeq names its product serine/threonine-protein phosphatase 2A 56 kDa regulatory subunit gamma isoform-like (gene wrd). Gene Ontology annotation, biological process: protein dephosphorylation; signal transduction. The transcript is spliced from 10 exons. NCBI's taxonomy places the organism in Eukaryota, Metazoa, Arthropoda, Arachnida, Sarcoptiformes, Oppiidae. Gene Ontology annotation, cellular component: nucleus; protein phosphatase type 2A complex; cytosol. Gene Ontology annotation, molecular function: protein phosphatase activator activity. The coding region runs from base 292 to 2175 and encodes 627 amino acids. The record is from RefSeq and is a predicted model, not a curated record.